AUGGAAAUCUAUCACGAGAGCGAUCAAGGAUUCUUCUGUGAUGUCAAGCCCCUAAUCACCACACAAUUAGUAGACCACCCUGAUCAUGAUCAUGAUCAUCAAAAUGAGAAAUCUUCAUCUCCACAUGAUAGGGCUAAACUUGAAAUCAACUUCACCCUCUUCGUAUACAACAAGUACUACGUCAACCUCUCCGAAGAAGACGAAACCCAAAGCAUUGCUAUCUGCCAGCAUGAAGAGCCCGCCAUAACAGCAACACAUACAAUUGAUGAUGUGCGCUCGUUAGACACUGAACUCGACGUCGUCAAGCUUUUUCUCUCGGAGCAACUGUACCAACUGAAAAUCGAGGACGACGAGUGGCACGAUUCAGUCGUGGAGGAUAUUAUAAAGGGCGGUCGUGAAAUUGGCAAGUCGGAUUCAAAAAAGGGGCCCAAAAUACUGCGUUUGAGGGUUGACAUGAAUAUAACCCAUAUCUUGGAGCUGUGUGAUAUAUGUUCGGAUAAAACAGUGCUCGCGAGGGAUGCAUUGCUCAAGAAGAUGCUAAAGAGGACAAGAGUGGUGGCUGAUGAUGAACAACAUCAUGAUGAUGAUGAUGAGGAGGAGGAGAAGGAGGAGGGUCGAGAAAGAAAACGACGCCGUGUUGUGCGUGAAAAUGAGCUUUGCCCUAUUUGCAUGGAAGAGUUUAUUGCGGGAUGGGAUGAGGUCACUUGCAUGCCUUGCUCGCAUCCGUUUCAUGAGAAAUGCAUAGGAGGAUGGAUUAGAGAGAAUCAACACAAUUGCCCCGUUUGCCGCUUCAAGUUACCUAUUGAACAUGGAUCACAAGGAAAAGUUGUGGUUGAUGAAUGUCCUAAUUGGUUGAUUUCUUCUGAUCAUGAGAAUGAGAAUAAAUAA
This is a messenger RNA of Prunus armeniaca (apricot), 888 nucleotides long. The record is from the annotation of a GenBank genome assembly. Lineage: Eukaryota; Viridiplantae; Streptophyta; Magnoliopsida; Rosales; Rosaceae.